AUGUCACGACGGUCCAACUUUGUUCCUUCUGGAAAUGAGGGCGGCGAUCGUCUCGCUUUCUUCCAUAUUUUGGAGCAAUUAAAGACUCAGAGGCGCACCGGAUGGGUGAAUAACAGAGUGACGACCUCUUUCGCCAGCAUCAGUGAUCAUAUGCACAGAAUGAGUAUAUUGGCACUGUGCACCACCGACCAAGGCCUUGAUGUAUCGAAGUGUGUUAUGCUUUCGGUGGUGCACGAUCUGGCAGAGGCAAUAGUUGGGGACAUUGCCCCAUCGGAUGGAAUCCCGUCCGCGGAGAAGAAGAAACUGGAAGCCGAUGCCAUCAGCAGCAUGGUUGGUGACAUGCUUCAUGGGGGCCCUGCCGCACGAAGAAUAGAAGCGCUGUGGAAUGAAUAUGAGGCUGGCGAAACGGCGGAAGCGCGUUUUGUGAAAGAUUUAGAUCGCGUUGAAAUGGCCCUGCAAGCUUCGGAGUACGAAAAGAGACAUCGUAAAGAUCUCCAACCUUUCUUCGACAGUAGCAUCUCGAAAAUUCAGCAUCCCGAGGUUCAGGGCUGGGCCGCGGAUCUGAUCACUGAGCGUGCAUCGCGCGCAUCUGAACCUUGA
Messenger RNA from Cantharellus anzutake, 600 nucleotides. Its product is annotated as HD domain-containing protein. Bases 1 to 600 code for a protein of 199 amino acids. Gene Ontology annotation, molecular function: 5'-deoxynucleotidase activity. Lineage: Eukaryota; Fungi; Basidiomycota; Agaricomycetes; Cantharellales; Hydnaceae. Gene Ontology annotation, cellular component: cytoplasm. The record is from RefSeq and is a predicted model, not a curated record. The transcript is spliced from 8 exons.